AGCUAUGGAUCAGGAAAGCAAUGAUCAAGACUCGGAAGAUGCUGACAAGGCGACAGAAGCUAACUCUAACGAACCUACUUCAAAAGAUGAUGAACUUGCCAUCGCUGGCGUAUCCACACAUGAUCUGGCCGAGCUUGAGAAGAAUGUUAUCGAAGACAUUCUUGGGGAAGGUGCGGAUGCAUCAGGUUUCGACCUCUUUAGAGGUCCGGAAACUUCUGACAAUAGCCGCUUCACUCCGAGUCCAUCAACCUCUGCGGACAAAUCCGGUCUCUGUAGCAGAGCUAGUGAUGAAGAAUAUGUUCCUGGUGAAGGUGACACUAUUACUGAAGCAAGUUCAUCUGGAGUUGAAGAAAGCACUGAAGAAAGCAACGAUGCUCCAAGAGUGAAGCGUCGUCGACUUGCGAAACCGAAAAAGUUACUGAAACUUUGUGUUGAUGACAGCAACGAUAAGGAUUUUGAGGAGCGAUUGAGUAAUACUGUAUCCACCGAAGGCAAUGAUGAAUCUGAUUUCAAGGAAUUGACUGAUACCAUAAAGAUUCACAGACAAGUUUGGGAUCGUUUAUAUAAGUACCAGAAAAAAGGUGUAGUGUGGCUUUGCGGUUUGCAUGAACAGUAUGUUGGAGGUAUAUUAGCUGAUGAAAUGGGUCUCGGAAAAACUAUACAGGUGAUUGCCUUUCUUCGAGCUUUGGAUGAGUCGCAGAGGCAAGACAAUUAUAUGAAUUUCAAAGGACUUGGCCCAUGCUUGAUCAUAUGUCCUUCAACUCUCCUAAAGCAGUGGGUUAGCGAGUUUCAUCAAUGGAUGCCUAGAUGUAGGGUAGCCGUUUUUCAUGGCUCCGGUAAUUUCAAAGGUCCUAAACGAACACUUAUUAGGAAAAUGGCUGUCAAUAGAAGAGGAGGGUCCGUCUUGGUGACUACAUACUCAACUUUCCAAAAGUAUAGCGAGCUGCUGCUGCCAGUGGCAUGGCAUUAUGUUGUGCUAGAUGAGGGACACAAAAUUCGAAAUCCUAAAGCUCAGAUAUCGCAGAGCGUGAAGCAAUUGCACACUCCUUGUCGAAUUAUUCUUAGUGGGACUCCUCUGCAGAACUCUCUUCCAGAAAUUUGGUCUUUGAUGGAUUUUGUCUACAGUGGCAAGCUCAAUAGUUUAGAAACAUUCACGGAAAGAUUUGCUUUGCCCAUUACACAGGGUGGUUAUGCGAAUGCAACAAAGCAGCAACUUCUUACUGCUUAUAAGUGCGCUGUAAUCUUGAGGGAUGCGAUCAGCCCAUACAUCCUUCGCCGACUCAAAAAAGAUGUCAAGAAAUCGCUUGAUUUGCCGGAUAAAAAUGAGAAAGUUUUAUUCUGCGAGCUAUCAUCCGAGCAACGGAAGCUCUACCGAGACUACCUGUGCUCGCGUGAAUGCCGCAAUAUACUCAAAGGACGGUUGGAUGCCUUUGUGGGACUAACAUUACUCCGGAAACUUUGCAAUCACCCUGAUCUAGUCACAGGAGGACCGAACCGUCAUGGUGAAUAUGAUGUCAAUGAGGAUCCCACUAUGGCCUUUGGUUAUCCGGAUCGAAGUGGUAAAAUGCGUGUCUUGCUUCAGCUAUUGGAUAUAUGGAAGAAACAAGGUGGCGAAAAAGUGCUCGUCUUCAGUCAAAGUCGUGAAAUGCUGAACAUUCUUGAAAGAAGGCUGUUAGAGACUGGCUUCACAUACCUUCGCAUGGAUGGCAGUACAAACAUUGGAAGCCGACAGAAGAGAGUUCAGCAAUUUAAUCAAGACCCAGAAAUAUUUAUUUUCCUGCUCACAACCCGUGUGGGUGGGCUAGGAAUCAAUUUAACUGCUGCUAACAAGGUUGUGAUCUUUGAUCCUGACUGGAACCCUUCAACAGAUACUCAGGCAAAGGAGCGUUCUUGGCGCAUAGGUCAAGAUCGCACUGUUACUGUUUACAGGUUGCUUUGUGCGGGUACGAUUGAAGAAAAAGUUUAUCAUAGGCAAAUUUUCAAGCAAUUUCUUGCAAAUCGCAUUCUCAAAGACCCGAAGCAACGUCAGUUUUUUAAGACAACCGACCUACAUGAUUUGUUUUCCCUUUCUGAAGUCUCUAAAGAAGCCCCUACGGAAACUGGCACCCUUUUCGCAUCGGAAACUGACGAAAUCCGUAGGAACAACUUCUUUGAUGAGAAUGAUCGCAAGAAGCACAGAAAGAAGAAGAAGGAAGGUGAUGAAAGUACCGACGAAGAUGAUGAGGCAGCUCCCGUAAUCAGUGAAGAGAAGAAGGCGGAAUUGCGAGAGCGAGCAAAGCGUCUGGCCAAGAUUCUGAGCAUGUCUGCUGGCGGUAGUAAAGACGCUGUAGAUACGGGAACUGUGAGUGAGAAGCCAGUAAAGGAAGAGCCAACCCCGCAGCCACAGUCUGGUAGUCCUCCUAUACAGGACUCAACCUCAGAUAGUCGUCAUCGCUCCGUAAAAGUUAAGAAGGAAAAGAAACACAAGAGACAUCAUGAAGAAAAAUCGGAUGGCAAAGGCAAUGAUGAUUUUGUGCUUAAUUGUCUGCUGAAGUCGGCUGGAGUCCGUUGUGCUAUAAAACAUGAUGAUCUGGUGGAGGACAAACCUUCAGAUUAUUUGAUUGAAAAGGAAGCUUCCGCUGCUGCCAACAAUGCAGCCAAAGCGAUUGGAAAAAGGUCCAAUAGAUCUUUUGUUCGCGAAUUUCGAGCACUAUUUCCUUUGUCAUCGACUGCUUCUUCAUCUUCGACAACGGCCACGGAACAUGCCCCUUUUUCUGGAGAAGAUAUCAAAGAUAGUCUUUUUGCUGCCAUUCAUGCAAGGAAACGCAGAGCGAAUGAAGGCAAAGCAUCGGCAGUACUCGUCAAAGACAAGUACGUGACUAUGGCUGAAAAAAUACGUGAUUUCCUUGUUAGCUGUGGUGGAAGAGCAUACACCGAGAUGAUCUUUGAAAAAUUCAAGGACGAAUACAAAGAAGAAAUGCCGGAGCUUCGAGCGAUACUGAGAAAAUUAUGCAAUUUUGAUCAUCUCAAGAGAGAGUGGUAUGUUAAGAGCGAGUACGCUUGAACAUCAUGGUUUGGAUCGUUGGAACUUUGUUUUUUAUAUGUAUGUUUUGUACAUGAGGAUGUUGUUGUUUUUUGUUUGAUGGACAUACACUUUUUAUGCACUAACACCUAAUAUUUUCAAGUUUCUGCGAUAAUCUGAUCUCUCCCAUUUGGAGACCAAAAAGAUCCGAGUUUUGCAGAAACCAGCAAAGGCUCAUAUCUCUGUUUAUCUCAUACAAGUUCUACCUGUUUAUCUGCUUUCUUCCAAGUGUUUUGGUCCCGUUAUUUAUUGUUUUCAUGACCUACUCAUUCAUUGUGAAGUUUUAUCGAGUUGCUAAACAAAAAUUCAUGUUCACUUACGCUGAAGAUUCCUUUACCAAAUGCUUUCUAUCUUAUAAUAUGUACAUAGAGAAGAGCUUAUUCUUAUAAUAUUUAGUCUAGCUUUAUACUGUCACGGUUACUGGUUGAUUUGUAUGAGUUGUAAAAAAAUUCUUAGAGGUGACUGCCGCCGUUUUGAUAAAUCAAGUAGUGUUUCAUUUUCAAUUGUAUACAUCAAACUGCGAACU
Molecule: messenger RNA, 3587 nt
Organism: Cylicocyclus nassatus
Lineage: Eukaryota; Metazoa; Nematoda; Chromadorea; Rhabditida; Strongylidae
Source: the annotation of a GenBank genome assembly